AUGGCAGUGGUUCAUGAUUUUAUUUGCCCACCUGAAUUUGAGCCUGAAGAAGUGAACCCAGAUGAUCCAUCUCAAAUUAUUGCUGAUUUUGAGGAUGAGAAUAUUGAACUUUGGAUGAUAAAGGCCCCUUUUAAUUUUGAUGUUUCCCUCUUAUCAGGACAUGAACUAAAAAAUCACUUCAAUAUUCCUUCAAAAGACAAGUCUGAUACUGAAUAUGUUGCAGUUGCCACUGAAAACCAUCCAAUGCAUCAAAGCCUUCAAGCUGUAGUCCCUCAUAAAUCAAAAAAUAAAUUGAAAAUAGGUCCUUCCUUCAAAGGUUACAUAGAUAUUGUUCAAUCAGUGGCAAUACCUAAAUGUGACAAUCCAACUCUUCCUCAAGAAAAAACAUACCACAUACCUUCAAACCUCAAACAAAGAUAUAUACCUUAUGGAUCACGCUCACCACCAAGAAUUUCCAGCAGUCAGAUUGUCAAAACAAAGUCAAAGAAACGAAAAAGAAGUUCAGAAUUAUUAUCUCUUCCAAUGUCUGACUUUGAUGCCUCCCAAGUGAGCCAGAUGGAAUCUGAAGAGCCCCAUUUAAAGAAAAAGAGGAAGAAAAAUAGGGAAAAAGAUCUUGAUGAAAGUACCGUGUCUGUUGGUGAGAUGACUUGCAGUGGUUCUGUAUUGUCAUUCCAGGCAUCAGAAACAGUAUCUGAAUCUUAUCUACCAAGUUCUGUUACAAUGGAAGAGGUUUGUAGUGAGAAAAAAAAGAAAAGAAAAAGAAGCAGACACAGCCUAGAGGAAAACCUUUUGAAAUCCGUUCAAGGGGAGACACCGAAGUUGAAGGAGUUUUAUACACCACAUUGUGAUGAAGAACUGACACAAGUAAGAGAGAAGAAAAAAAGAAAGAAAAACAGAGAUGAAAUAGAUGAAACCUUUUUUGAAAAUCUUCAAGGUAUAGGAAAUACAGAAUCUUUUAAAACUCAUACAAUGUCAGAAGAAAAGAAGAAAAAGAAACACAGAUUUGAAAAAGAGAAGGAAGAGAAGAAAAUUGAAAAUGUUGAUGAAAACAUGACAGCAGGAGAAUUGGCAAGAAAAGACAGUGGUUUUGGGUCUUUGGAAAUGGAAUUUGAUCAUUUGAAUUCUCUUGAUUCAGUGCCUGAACAAAUGGUUUCUUCAUCACACAAGAAGAAACAUAAAAAGAAGUCACUUUCAGAAACUUCAUUAGAUGAAACCUAUUCACAAUUGAAUAUACCAAAAACUAAUGAUGAGAGCAAAACUGAACAUGUUAAUCAGGAUGUGAUGGCCAGUUCUUCGCACAAGAAGAAACGUAAAAAGAAAUCACACUCAGGAAAUUCUUUGGAUGAAACCAAUGCACAAUUCAGUAUACCAAUCACAAAUGAUGAACAGAAGAACAUUGAUGAUGUUAUUCAUAAUGAGAUGGUCAGUUUUAUGGACUCUGCUGUAGAAUUGUCUAGGGCAGACAGAGACAAUAAAUCUUUGGAAUUCACUCAUUUGAAUUCUCAGGAUUCAGUGCAAGAACAAACGGUUUCUCCAUCACGCAAGAAGAAAAAAAAAAAGAAAAAGAAUUCACUGUCAGAAAAUUCAUUAGAUGAAACUUAUUCACAAUUGAAUAUACCAAUCACAAAGGAAGAUGAGAAAAACAUGGAAGAUGGUAAUCAGGAUGUGGUAGCCAGUUCUAUGGACACUACAGGAGAAUUAGCCAGGAAAACGGUUUGGUAA
Molecule: messenger RNA, 1722 nt
Organism: Acanthosepion pharaonis
Lineage: Eukaryota; Metazoa; Mollusca; Cephalopoda; Sepiida; Sepiidae
Source: the annotation of a GenBank genome assembly